Messenger RNA from Rodentolepis nana, 1407 nucleotides. The record is from the annotation of a GenBank genome assembly. NCBI's taxonomy places the organism in Eukaryota, Metazoa, Platyhelminthes, Cestoda, Cyclophyllidea, Hymenolepididae.
AUGAACAGUAAAAGGGAAUCGCUUCGAAAAGUCCGACGUAUUUUGAAGCGCACUUCACUAGAAAUGCGUCGAAUUACAUCUGUUGUGGUGGAAAGUUCUUUAGAUCCAUCAAGUUUCAAUACUCCUCCAUUUUCCCUGGAAAACUCUGGGUGCUUAUGUGAUAAUCAAGAAGAUUGGGAAAAAGAACCUCCUCAAACUGAGUUUAGCUUAAGUGAUGAACUGAUCGCUGGUAUGGAAGCGAUUGUUAACCAUCGUCUUUGCUUGCAUAAUACUCUUUGUAAGAUUCCUCCCGAUGAUAAAAGAGAAGAGUCUCGCGCCCUUAUUUUUCUCACUCUUCCUCCAACAAAUUCUUCGGAUUUUGAUGACUCAGAAGGAAUCAAAACUGCCUUCCUUCGGUUUUUGGAAGAGGCUGAAUCUUACCUAUCUAAGGCUAGUGUUUUGAUAACAAGCGAUGCUACUGCCAAACAACCCGCUCCUGCCCCUUUGUCGAUUAAACCAAUUAUCCCUGAUGUAUUGAGUAUUCCUGGGUUCAGUCAAUACGUAGCUCUGUGUUUAAAGAAGACUUCAAGCAAUACUAUCUUUAAUAUCCUCUCAAAUCCUGAACUCAGAGUAGCAGCUUCUACCGUUAAGACAAUUAUUGGAUGCGCGUGCAGUCAGAUAACAGGAAGUGAUCCACAACACUGUCUUAACCGGUUAAACUACCUCCUCACAUUUUUUGAAGGCUCUCCCGUACGAACCCCUGGGGCUGGGGCAGAAUCAUUUCGUCUUCCUCAGAAUAUGGGAUUCGAAUUCGCUUGGCACAAUCUGAUUAAGGCCGCAUUAGCUCAAGCAGAACGCCAGUUUGCCUUCUCCUUAUCAAGUACUCUUCCCUUUGCUGCUGUUCUUGCAACCCUACUUGGUCGCUUUCCUGACUAUAUUCCCCUGUUUUUGGCCCACACGGCUACAGCGUGUCCUCUCCUUACGCUCUAUGCAGAUGAUGAGAAUACUAUAUUCGCCUCAGUGGAAGCCUCUGGCGGCGUAAAUGAAGAGGUAUUACGAAAUUGGCGUGGUAUCUCUCGUUUGUUUGCUGCAGUACUUUUGGCGCGACUCCCUCCUGGUUUCAAAAAUCGCCCGGUGCAUCUCAAUCCUAAGCUCCUUUGGAUUACUAUCGCUGGAAUUGCCAGACACAAGAACAAAUUGGAAGUGACAGCCGUGGUUCUUCGAGGCUUAAUCGAGACCGGUGGCUAUGUUCUUCUCAAACUGUAUAAACACCAAGCUCGUCGUCUGUUUAAGAGUCUAAUGGAUGCGACCAAAGGUUCCCAAUCAACCUGGGAGUUGGGUUUGGUCUCCUGUCUAGAGCUACUUCUUGAUUCAAAUACUUCAGCGGAGAAUGGACACGGAGUGAUUUUUGAUGACUUUUGGAAUUGA